AUGCCGUCUCAACGUGUUACCUACCGCCGCCGCAACGGCUGGAACACCCGUUCCAACAGAACCCGUGUUGUCCGAACUCCCGGUGGUGAGCUCCGCCUUCUUCACAUCAAGAAGCGCGGCACUGUCCCCAAGUGCGGUGACUGCGGCUCCAAGCUCUCUGGCAUUCCCGCUCUCCGCCCCCGCGAGUACGCCCAGAUCUCCAAGCCCAAGAAGACCGUCCAGCGCGCCUACGGUGGUUCCCGAUGCGGCAACUGCGUCCGUGACCGUAUCGUCCGUGCUUUCCUCAUCGAGGAGCAGAAGAUCGUCAAGAAGGUUCUGAAGGAGCAGGAGCAGAGCCAGAAGAAGAAAUAA
Molecule: messenger RNA, 351 nt
Organism: Clonostachys rhizophaga
Lineage: Eukaryota; Fungi; Ascomycota; Sordariomycetes; Hypocreales; Bionectriaceae
Source: the annotation of a GenBank genome assembly